Microdochium trichocladiopsis is the source of this 2067-nucleotide messenger RNA. RefSeq lists its product as uncharacterized. The transcript has 2 exons. Lineage: Eukaryota; Fungi; Ascomycota; Sordariomycetes; Xylariales; Microdochiaceae. The coding region runs from base 1 to 2067 and encodes 688 amino acids. The record is from RefSeq and is a predicted model, not a curated record. Gene Ontology annotation, molecular function: protein binding.
AUGCGCAAGUUCUUCCGGCGCUCCAAAAAGUCCAACAGCGACGUCUCGGCUUCGGCCACCUCGUCGUCAUGGAAGCCCUCCCUCGGCAAGAGCAACAAGCGCAACAGCUACGACGAGAUGGAGCGUGUCAAGUAUCGCAUGUACAACGGCCGCCAGUCCCAGUACUACAACCCGGCUGUCGAGCACAGCAAUGUCCGCGUGCCCUGGCUCGAGCUGCCGCCCCGCGUCCUCGAGCGCAUCUUUGCUUUUGUCUGCCCCCACGCCUCUGACGAGACAUAUGAGAACUGCGAGAGCAGCGCCAUCGAGGACGCCUGCAUGCUCUGUGACCUACGAGACCUCGCCCACGCCGGCGCCGUGUGUCGGGCGUGGCGCAGAUCUGCGCUCAAAGUCAUGUACCACAGCAUACGCAUCGACUCUGUACACUACUGCGAGCGCGAGAUCGAUCUGUCCGAGAAGCGGAAACGGAAAACGAAAUUCGACAAGAACGGAACGCCCGAAGACCCCGCUGCUGCGCGCCUGAGAUUGCUAUGCCGGACUCUUCGUGACGACCCCACACGCCUCGGCGUGCUCGUGCAAUACUUCAAGACCCCAUACAUGAUCCGCGAGGCCAAGUCGUCCGACCUCGCUCGUACGCUCGCGGUCUUGCCGAAUCUCAAAUAUGUCGAUCUUCCAGAAGGGCUUUACCACGACGACCCCGCGUAUCACACUUUGAGGCUGGAAGUACAGGCAAGAUGUCGAGAUCUGCGCAAGAUGACGUUCAACGGCGGCAGCGAGGCGAGCUUGGAAGCCUUGGGCUUUGGCAAUAUCUGGUCGAACCUUGAGGUCUUGGAGCUCGGGCGCAUCCAGAUUGACCCGACAAAGCUGCGGUACACUCUGGCCAUGCUGCCCAACCUGAGAGCGCUGAAAGUUUCUGAAAGCAAGAUCAUCGACGACGACGUGUUCAGAUAUAAUGACGUGCUGCCAGCAUUCCCCCCCUUGGAGGAGCUCAUUUUGAAGAAUGUGCCGCGCCUGACGGCCGAGGGCCUGGUCGACUACCUGUCUCGGGAAGACUCGCAGCAAAGUCUCAGGUUCCUAUUUCUUGAAGCUACAGGUGUGCACCCAGCCACUCUCCACGACGUGCUAGCUGUAGCACAUCGCCUGGAAACGCUUUCAGUAGUUGAGCAGGUCGAGACUGGGUUCCCAACUCAGUCUACGCCGACACCGCCCUUGACUAACUGGGCGCUGCGCACUCUGCGCUAUGAGAUCACCGCGUCGCCUAGCGUAGGCCCCUACGCCAACGUGACGGCCGGCUAUUACCACUACCUCGCCAGCUCGCUUUUUGCGGGCGGCAUGCCGAUGCUCUCUGCUGUAUAUGUCCGCGACCAGAGCUUCCCAGACCUGCUGAUCGGCUUGCCACCACCAGUACCGGGCUUUGGUGGUCCCGGGCAGCGACCGAGCAGCUCUUCAAGCAUGAAGAUGUUCAACGGAGGCAGCCUCGGAGGUAGCCCAGGUAGCCCAGGCAGCCCCCCUGGAGGGUUUGGGCUGUCACCAUCCGGACAGAUGCAACAGUCACGAUUUAGUUCCAACAACCCGUUUGCAGCGCCAGCGCCACCUUUUGGCGGCCGAAGCGGUGGUGGCGGAGGCUUCCCUGGCGGACCGCCCAUGCUGAGUCUGAGCCAGCCGCUCGAGAUUUACACGAAGGGCGAGGACGACUUCGACUGGGCAACGACAAGGAUGGACCCAAUCGACGCGGACGGUGGUCGCGGGCGAAGGGGUCGUGGACACAACCGGAGUGCUAGCUCCACUAGCGGGCGGCCCAUGAGCUCAUACGGCCUGGCAGACAUUGGUCAAGGCUGGUCGAACGGUGCGGGCGCGCGGAUGAGCGUCGUGGUGGGCAAUGGCGCCGGGGGGUUCUUGGCCGUGCCUGCAGGCGGAGGGGACAACAAGGCGACUGGCGCCAACGGCCGGAGGGGCUCGUCGACGAGCCAGAUGGGGCCCGGGGCGGCCGCAGCGUCUCCCGGGCGAGAGGACUUUUGGCCGCGGCCGACUAGCAGUUCUGGCCGUGGCACUCGUGAUCUAUGGAGAUGA